Daldinia decipiens is the source of this 735-nucleotide messenger RNA. RefSeq lists its product as uncharacterized. NCBI's taxonomy places the organism in Eukaryota, Fungi, Ascomycota, Sordariomycetes, Xylariales, Hypoxylaceae. The record is from RefSeq and is a predicted model, not a curated record. The transcript has a single exon. The coding region runs from base 1 to 735 and encodes 244 amino acids.
AUGGACGCUCCAACGGAACAUUUCGAAUCGAUCCUUAAGAGCAAGGGACUUUGUUGGACCUCUAUUAGAGUUGCCGAUGGCCUCAAGACCUCACUGCUUGGUGCCUGGGGUCCGGACGGGGCUACCACCGGGGUCGCCCAAGAGCAAAUGAAGAAAGUCUUUCGAGGAAUGAUCGACGCCUAUAUGGAAUCCAAGUACGACGAGAAAUGUGAUAUCAGCAAUCUUGCAUUUCAAUCCGUAUUCCUCCGUGCUAUCAAAGACAAAGUUCUCUGGGUUCGGAGCCUCUCUGACCGGGAACUUAGCGAGCUCAUUUACCUUUUCAUCGAGGCCAGAGAUCAAUGUCUCAAGAGACGACGACAAGAAAAAUUCCACCCUACUACCCAAGACAGCGAAGUGGCACGCCUUGUACAGCAGUUUGUCGACCUCUGCAAUCAUUGUAUCAGCACUCGAGAACAACCAUAUGCAGGCCCAGAACUUGAACUCGCGAAUAUGAGCGACAUCAUCCCUUUCAGCAGCGCCAGCCAGUUCGUCAUAGGAAACGACGGCCACAUGAAACACGGUAAGUUACCAGACAAGACAACAAAUCAACACUACGUCGGUUCCAAUAAAGGUCCGUUUCUCGUUCCCCAGAAGCGCAAAUCUAACCGCCCGUCAAACAACCAAAAGCCAAAGGCGCAGGGGGAACAGGACUUCGACUUCAUAUCCAAUCUCGCACUCCGGCCGAAGUCUGACUAA